UUGGAGACCACCAUGAGGUUUGAAAAUGUUCUUUCUGAUAUUAAUGGCUUUGGAAUGUUUCAGAUAAUGAUCAUUGUGAUCAGCUUCCUUGGUCGCUUCACGCUCCCCUGCCACUUCAUGCUGAACAACUUUGUAGCCGCGGUACCUGCUCACCAUUGUGACAUCAGUUCUCUGGAAGAUGAAGAGAUUUUUACAAACUUAUCCCAAGAUCAAAAACUCGUUGUUGGGAUUCCAGUCCAGCUGGAUGGGAGUCUGAGCUCCUGUCAAAUGUUUGCAGAGCCUCAAUAUCAUCUGCUGUUCGACUCCUCCAACGUCACAGAUGUGCCCAUGGUGCUGUGCGACAACGGAUGGGUGUACGACAACACAACCUUCAAGUCCACUAUAACCACAGAGUGGGACCUGGUGUGUCACAGACGAGGCAAAAAUAAAGCGACUGCUACCAUCUUCUUCAUCGGAGUCAUGUUAGGAGCUGUGUGCUUUGGAAGUCUGAGUGACAGGUUCGGCCGAAGGAUCAUGCUGCUCGUGUCCUACGUGUCUGGGUUGCUGUUUGCCAUCGCAUCGGCCUUUUCUACGACUUACGUGAUGUUUGCAGCGCUCAGGUUCUUCACGGGCUUUUGCAUCACUGGCAUUGUCAUCAUCUCAACAGUCCUCAGUGUGGAGUGGGUUGACAUCGAGCACAGGAAAAUGGUGGGAGUGAUUGACAGCUUGUCCUGGACUUUUGGAAACACUGCAUUUGCUGCCAUUGCCUACUUUGUGACUGACUGGCGGAGGUUGAUUGUUUGUGUUUCAUCACCUUUAAUCCUGUCCAUCAUCACUUGGUGGUGGGUGCCAGAGUCGGCAAGGUGGCUCAUCACCAGUGGAAAACUGGAGCAGGCCCAGAUGUACCUGAAGAAAUGUGCCAAGAUGAACCGCAGAGAGGAGUCCAUUCAGACGCUUAAAACAGAGACAUUAUCCACUAUUGUGGUGACAGAGAAGACAGACAGAACCUUCUCCUACGUUGACUUGAUAAGAACACCGAAGAUGAGGAAACUGGCUCUGCGAACUGGUAUCUUAUGGUUUUUCAUAGCGAUUACAUUUUACGGCAUCAGCUUCAACAUCACGGGCUUCGGCCUCAACAUCUACCUCACUCAGUUUACAUACGGUUUAAUCGAGCUACCGGCCAAAGUGUUCGUUUAUUAUGUACUGGACAGGAUAGGCCGGAGGCGCACCGAGACAGGAGCUCUGCUGCUGGCUGGCCUCUGUCUUGGGAUCAACAUCGUCAUACCAAAAGAUCUGUCCGUUGCCAGAACGGUUGUUGCUGUUGUUGGAAAAGGGUUUUCUUCAGCAUCUUUUGCAACGGUUGUGCUGUACAGUUCUGAGCUGUACCCGACUGUGGUCAGGCAGAAUGGGAUGGGUUACAACUCCUCCAUGGCUCGGCUCGGUGUAGCCAUGGCUCCUCUGAUCCUGCUGCUGGACGGGGUCUGGAAGGAGCUGCCCCAGGUGGUCUUGUGCUCUACGGCUGUGUUCGGCUCAAUGGUGGCAAGAACACUGCCAGAGACCCGCAAUAGAUGCCUGCCAGAGACCAUAGAGGAUAUUGAAGAGAGCUGGUAG
This is a messenger RNA of Nematolebias whitei (Rio pearlfish), 1590 nucleotides long. RefSeq names its product solute carrier family 22 member 7-like. Gene Ontology annotation, molecular function: transmembrane transporter activity. The coding region runs from base 13 to 1590 and encodes 525 amino acids. Gene Ontology annotation, biological process: transmembrane transport. The record is from RefSeq and is a predicted model, not a curated record. Lineage: Eukaryota; Metazoa; Chordata; Actinopteri; Cyprinodontiformes; Rivulidae. The transcript is spliced from 9 exons.